AUGCCCAACGACAACGGCUUCUGCCACAAGAUGCUGAUCUUUCUCGGCCUCAUGGCAGUCGGCGUCUCUCUCAUCAUCGUCUCCUUCGGUGUAGCCCUCAGCAACGAAAACAACAAGAUCUUACUGGACGCGACGAUGGUCGAACCUGGUACACAACAGAGAGCAUUCCGAGCGGCAUCCUGCCAUGUCGGUACUUGUACGAAGGAGAAGACGUUUUGGAAGACGGUGAUUAUGCCGGCUUCGACGGUUACAGAGACGGCGACUGUUCAUCUUCCGGAUUAUGUUGAGCCUACGGACCAUGUUGGGCCUGCACGACCGACGAUUGGGUUGUCGGGCACUCGAUCUACAACUCUUAUGCCACAUGUCAUGCCGACAGAGGAUGUUGAGGAUGUCGAGCAGAGAAAGGAGAGGUUCAUCAGAGGAGGCUCGAGGGGUCGACGGAUUGUUGAUGUCAACAAGCCAGAGAUGCAGAUGUGA
Messenger RNA from Aureobasidium vineae, 477 nucleotides. The record is from the annotation of a GenBank genome assembly. NCBI's taxonomy places the organism in Eukaryota, Fungi, Ascomycota, Dothideomycetes, Dothideales, Saccotheciaceae.